CCACCAUCAUCAUCAUCAUCACUACUAUAUAUUCUUCACAUUUUUACCAUAUAUAGUUACUUAGUCAAUUCAAUUGACUUUAUAAACUUAUCAUUCAACUCAUACUUAUCUAUCUUCACCAUAGAAUCAAUCAUAAAAAUUCAUCCUUUUGCAUUCAAAUCUAAUCUACUCCCCUCCUCCUCUUGUCAUAUUCAAAUUCAUUUAUAGAUCAAAAAUUAACUUAACUCAAUCAUGGCUAUCCCAAUUGUUAAUGGUACUUCAUGUUUAUCAUUAUAUGCUUCAUCCAAAGAAUUAUUAGAUCAAGCCAUUAACUUUUAUACCAAUAUAAUUGGGUUAACCUUGCAUUCAGAAGAUGAAGAUAAAUUAUAUUUAUCUAAUGAUGAUAGUACUUUAGCUGUCAAAUUAGUUCUUUCUCCAAAGAAAGGUUUAUCCCUAGAUGAAAUCAUCACCAAGAGAGAUACUUUAAUCAAAUCUUUAAAUGUUCACGAUUGGAGAUCAUUAGAAACUACCAUUGUUUUAAAAUAUACUGAAUUAGUUAAUCUUAUAUCAAGUUUAAAAACUUUUAAUCAACCAGUUCAACUUAGUCCCAAUGAAUUAUUCCCUAAUGAAGUUUAUACCAUUGAUCCAUUAGGUAAUAUCGUAGGAUUCACUACUUCAGAAAACCCCUUGGCGGUUGUACCACCAAUCGAAAAGUUCAUUAGUGAAGAACAUAUUUUAUCAACUUUAAUGAGUACAACUGUUUCUGAUAGAUCAAGAAAUGAUGAUAGUGAAAACAGUCCAAAAAGAAACAUCGCCAUUAUGACUUCUGGUGGUGAUGCUCCUGGUAUGAAUGCUAAUGUUCGUGCUGUCGUUAGAGCUGCCAUUUAUAGAGGUUGUAAAGCAUUUGCAAUCAUGGAAGGUUAUGAAGGUUUAGUAAGAGGUGGUCCUCAAUAUAUAAAAGAAAUGUCUUGGCAUGAUGUUAGAGGUUAUUUAUCUGAAGGUGGUACUAAUAUUGGUACCGCAAGAUGUAUGGCCUUUAGAGAACGGGCAGGAAGAUUGAUUUCUUGUAAACAUUUAAUUGAAGCUGGUAUUAAUGCUUUAAUUGUUUGUGGGGGUGAUGGAUCUUUAACUGGGGCUGAUCUCUUUAGAGCUGAAUGGCCUUCAUUAAUUCAAGAAUUAAAAGAUACAAAUGAAAUCUCCCUUGAAGAUUUUAAUACCUAUAAACAUUUAAAUAUUUGUGGUACAGUUGGUUCAAUUGAUAAUGAUAUGGCUACUACUGAUGCCACCAUCGGGGCUUAUUCUUCCUUAGAUAGAAUCUGUCGUGCUAUCGAUUAUAUUGAUGCUACUGCCAAUUCACAUUCCAGAGCUUUCGUUGUGGAAGUUAUGGGUAGACAUUGUGGUUGGUUAGCUUUAAUGGCUGGUAUUGCCACUAGUGCUGAUUAUAUUUUAAUUCCUGAAAAACCAUCUUCAUCAAAAGAUUGGCAAGAACAAAUGUGUACCAUUGUUGGUAAACAUCGUGCUAAAGGUAAACGUAAGACCAUUGUUAUCGUGGCUGAAGGAGCCAUCACAUCUGAUUUACAACCUAUUUCAGCUAAUGAUGUUAAAGAUGUCUUAGUUAAAAGAUUAGGUUUAGAUACUAGAGUUACUACUUUAGGUCAUGUUCAAAGAGGUGGUACUGCUGUUGCUUUUGAUAGAAUCUUGGCUACUUUACAAGGGGUUGAAGCCGUUAAAGCCGUAUUGGACGUUACUCCAGAUACUCCAUCACCAUUAAUUGCUAUUGAAGAAAAUAAAAUUGUGAGAAAACCAUUAGUGGAAGCAGUUAAAAUCACAAAAUCAGUAGCGGAAGCCAUUCAAAAUAAAGAUUUUGAAAAAGCGAUGUCAUUAAGAGAUUCAGAAUUUUCGGAACAUUUAUCAAAUUUCAUCGCUAUGAAUUCCGCUAAUCAUAAUGAACCUACAUUACCCUUGGAAAAAAGAAAGAAAAUCGCUAUUAUUAAUAUUGGUGCUCCAGCCGGUGGUAUGAAUAGUGCCGUAUAUGCCUUUUCUACAUAUUGUAUGUCAAGAGGUCAUACUCCUUAUGCUAUUCAUAAUGGGUUUGCUGGUUUAUCAAGACAUGAAUCAGUUAGACUGAUGGAUUGGUUAGAAAUUGAAGGUUGGAAUUCAGUUGGAGGUUCGGAAAUUGGGACUAAUAGACAAACUCCUCAAGAUACUGAUAUUGGUAUGAUUGCUCAUUAUUUUGAAAAAUAUCAAUUUGAUGGUUUAGUGAUUGUAGGAGGAUUUGAAGCUUUUGUUUCAUUAGAUCAAUUAGAAAAAGCUAGACCUAUGUAUCCUGCUUUUAGAAUUCCAAUGGUUUUAAUUCCUGCUACUAUUUCAAAUAAUGUUCCAGGCACAGAAUAUUCUCUUGGUUCAGAUACUUGUUUAAAUUCAUUAAUGGAAUAUUGUGAUGUGGUUAAACUUUCUGCAUCCGCCACUAGAGAUAGAGCUUUUGUAAUUGAAGUUCAAGGAGGUAAUUCCGGUUAUAUCGCAACUUAUGCAUCAUUAAUUAGUGGAGCUCAAGCAUCAUAUGUUCCAGAAGAAGGUAUUGCAUUAGAUCAAUUAGAACUGGAUAUUAAAUCAUUAAAAGAAGCAUUUUCAAUCGAUAGAGGAUUAUCAAAAUCAGGUAAAUUGAUUUUAAAAAGUACAAAUGCUUCUAAAGUUUUAACUACUGAAGUUUUAGCUGACAUCAUGAAAUCAGAAUCGAAUGGAGAAUUCGAUGUUAAAACCGCUAUUCCAGGUCAUGUUCAACAAGGUGGUUUACCAUCUCCUAUUGAUAGAACCAGAGCUGCUAGAUUUGCCAUCAAAGCAGUUCAAUUCAUUGAAGCCGCCAGUGAUGAAUUAUUAGAAUUCAAAUAUGCAUUAGAUUUCCCUACUGAUAAUAAAACUAUUACUGGUACUGCUGCUGUAUUGGGAGUUAAAUCAUCACAUUUGAAAUUCAGAUCCAUUAGACAAUUAUAUGAUUUUGAAACUGAAAUUGGUAGAAGAAUGCCAAAGAAUAUUCAUUGGGCUAAGACUAGGGAUAUUGCUGAUCAAUUAGUUGGUAGAACUCGUCUUGUCAAACCAUGAAAUAAUAAAUAAAAAAAACCCAUCAUCAUCAUCAUCAUCACUUAAAAACGUAUUUUAUUUCUUUUCUUUAUUCUAUAUAGUUUUAUUAAUAUCAUAUCCUUAUUUUGUUUAAAAUUGA
Messenger RNA from Scheffersomyces coipomensis, 3196 nucleotides. RefSeq names its product 6-phosphofructokinase subunit beta (gene PFK2). The transcript has a single exon. The record is from RefSeq and is a predicted model, not a curated record. Gene Ontology annotation, molecular function: monosaccharide binding; fructose-6-phosphate binding; AMP binding. Gene Ontology annotation, biological process: canonical glycolysis; fructose 6-phosphate metabolic process; fructose 1,6-bisphosphate metabolic process. Bases 232 to 3078 code for a protein of 948 amino acids. Gene Ontology annotation, cellular component: 6-phosphofructokinase complex; cytoplasm; mitochondrion. Lineage: Eukaryota; Fungi; Ascomycota; Pichiomycetes; Serinales; Debaryomycetaceae.